AUGACAAAAUGGAUGGAGUACGUCUCCGACGACAACGUCACCGAAACCGGAUCCAAUGAACACUCUUCGACCUCGAUUCUUCAAUUUUCUUUUCUUCGUCGUGUGAGGGUAAAACCCGCUCAGAAGCUGCAUGUCUCGGAGGAAGAGAAAGAAACCGUAUCCCGAUCGAGUACACGAUGUUCAUUAAUCUCUGGAGGAGAAAGAGAAUACUUCGAUCCGAUCCUCGUAGAUGUCAUCAUCAAUAUCUUCUCGAAAUCGCCGACCAAGUCUAUGGCAAAGUUUCGCUGCGUGUCGAAGCUCUGGUCGUCGAUAGUUCGUCCUCCAUAUUAUAAAGAGUUGUUCCCGAUCAGAUCUCCACCGAAGUUUCUUUUCACCUUCGUAGGAGGAGGAAAGGUUUUCUACUACACUUCACCACAGCCGCAAGAUCCAGUCGAAGAUUCAUCAUUAGUAGCCACUCGUCAUCAUACGCAUCCUGUCACAAAUCUCUCUCUAGUAUUUGGCCCUGUCCACGGUUUGGUCUGUCAUCAAUGUGUGGGAGAGAAUUACAUAGUGGUGGUGGUUUCUAAUCCCGUCACAGGACAAUACGUAACCUUACCCAAACUGAUGAUGACAACGAAACUGGUUGACGCAAAAAGCUAUCUAGGGUUUGAUCCAGUCGAAAAACAGUUCAAGGUUUUGUGUGUAUCGUGGACCCUUUGUGGAACAGAGAAGGACUUGUCUGUGGAGCAUCAAGUUCUCACGUUAGAGAAAGGAAUGAGAAAUGUGUUAUGGAGAAAGAUGGAUUCUCGCAGCAUACCUUUCUGUGCUCAAACACAAAGUGAUGAUGGGAUAUGCAUCAAUGGUAUUUUGUAUUAUUAUACAAAAACCCUCGACGAACGAAUAAUGAUCGGUUGUUUUGAUGUGAGGUCGGAGAGACUUGAUUUAAUUCCAUUCAUAUUGGAAGAUUCCAUUUACACUCUGAUAAACUACAAGGGAAAAUUAGGUGUGGUUCACAAUUGUCACGCUAAGGAUUUUGUGUUGUGGGUUUUAGAGGAACAAGAAUGGUCGAUUCGUGUCUACGAAAAACCCCUUCAAUGGCGGCGUGGAUUGUGUUCAAAGGAGGCUGUUGGUGUGACUGAUAGAGGUGAAUUGUUGUUCUGCUCGAAGCAUAAAGUGGAGGUUCCUUUCUACAUUUUUUACUACAAUGUCGAGAGUAACACUGUGGUAAGAGUGAGAGUUGAAGUUCCAGCGUUUGGAAGUUUUAAAUGGCCUAGACUUUACACUUUUCCAAACUAUAUAGAGCAUGUGAAGCUUAUGUAA
Microthlaspi erraticum is the source of this 1299-nucleotide messenger RNA. NCBI's taxonomy places the organism in Eukaryota, Viridiplantae, Streptophyta, Magnoliopsida, Brassicales, Brassicaceae. The record is from the annotation of a GenBank genome assembly.